Molecule: messenger RNA, 529 nt
Organism: Symbiodinium sp. CCMP2456
Lineage: Eukaryota; Dinophyceae; Suessiales; Symbiodiniaceae
Source: the annotation of a GenBank genome assembly
GUCAAAAGCACAACAUUGAACCAGCAGAGCAGGGCACGAAAGAGUCCUACAGCGUCAUUGCAGUCGACCACCUUGCUGCCACUGCACUCAUAAAGUUUGUAGCCAUGGUUCAGGAGGGACCAGUCAAUGUUUGUUUCACGGCGCAGAGCUACGGCGUUGACGUCGCUUUCGACCCACAGACUCAGGAGCAGCUCCUGUCUUUCCGCUUUGGGGUGACGGUGUCCUUGCCGCAGCUGCUGCAGCAGCUUAUCGAGAUCCAGAAGCGCGACGCUGCAACCGGGGCCGUCCCCGGAGCUUCACAGACCGGCGGUGCAUCGCUGCAAGGUGUGAAGUUCCCCACCCAGCCGCGGACGACUUCUGAUCCCAACCAGGGCCUCGUGGCGCCCUACAUUUCUUCUUCGGUGCAGGUGUCUGCUACCCCGACCCCCAGCCUCGGCGCGUGUGGCAACAGCCUGGAGGAGACCGCGCCGCAAGCCUCUGCGAGCGAGACGCCCAUCCCCCGGGCUAAGCUCGCGGCACUGGAUGUCCA